AUGUCCGUAGACGUCUUUGUCCCUCCCGGCCGGAAUGUCAACGCGUUCUUCAGGACAUUCCGAGAAGCCGCGGAACCAAUCGACUACCGCUCCGAACCGGCCGCCCCAGCCAGGGCAAGCCCCCCGCACGCCGAAGCGCGACCACCAACGCCCGCAUCGGAUCCUCCCCGAUGCCCCAAUCCUCCCGAAGAGUCAGCGGCGGCCACGCCCCCGCACGCCGAAGCGCGACCGCAAACGCCCGCAUCGGAUCCUCCCCGAUGCCCCAAUCCUCCCGAAGAGUCAGCGGCGGCCACGCCCCCGCACGCCGAAGCGCGACCGCCAACGCCCGCAUCGGAUCCUCCCCGAUGCCCCAAUCCUCCAGAAGGGUCAGCGGCGACCACACCAACGCACGCCGAAGCGCCCCACGCGGAGGCAGCGCAAGGCCCUCCCACUGAAUGGCCCACCGGGGCUACAGAAGAGGGAAACGCCGCUCCGGUUCGACAAGCGGAGUUGACCGAACCGGAGGAGCAGUGGGAAACGGGGCCGGACAGCGGGUACCCCACCAUGACCCUACGGAGGGUAAAACAACCCGUUGCGGAGGAGACGGCGCCGACCCCCCAAACUGGGGAGUAG
Molecule: messenger RNA, 612 nt
Organism: Drosophila miranda
Lineage: Eukaryota; Metazoa; Arthropoda; Insecta; Diptera; Drosophilidae
Product: proline-rich receptor-like protein kinase PERK10
Exons: 1
Coding region: 1-612 (203 amino acids)
Source: RefSeq, a predicted model, not a curated record